Messenger RNA from Botrytis cinerea B05.10, 1399 nucleotides. It is a transcript of the gene Bccyt1, whose product is annotated as Bccyt1. Lineage: Eukaryota; Fungi; Ascomycota; Leotiomycetes; Helotiales; Sclerotiniaceae. Gene Ontology annotation, biological process: mitochondrial electron transport, ubiquinol to cytochrome c. The record is from RefSeq and is a predicted model, not a curated record. The coding region runs from base 102 to 1073 and encodes 323 amino acids. Gene Ontology annotation, molecular function: heme binding; electron transfer activity. The transcript has 4 exons.
GUCGCCGCACCCUCACAACUUCAAUCUCGAAUCCUAUUAUUCAAUUGAUCAGUCAAACCCACCUUGAACUGAUUCCCAGCUCGAGGCAUAUUUUGCACAAUAUGUUGGCCAGAUCAUGCCUGCGCUCGACGCGCUCGUUCGGGGGAGUACGGAAUAAUGCAAUCAACGCUACAAAGCGUGCUGCAUCUACUUCCACUUCCGCCGAAGCCGCUUCUCCCUUCGGUAUUAACAUGGCUGCAGGUGCUGCCACCGCAGCAGCGGCAGGAUCCCUCGCCUGGUACUAUCAUCUUUAUGGCCAGCCAUUAAACGCCAUGACACCAGUUGAAGAAGGUCUUCAUCCAACACAAUACCCAUGGGUUCACCAACAAUACGCAAAGACAUUCGAUCACCAAGCAUUACGAAGAGGUUUCCAAGUUUACCAAGAAGUUUGCGCAUCAUGCCAUUCUUUGAGCCGUAUUCCAUACAGAGCUUUGGUCGGUGUUACACACACAGUCGAUGAGGCAAAGGCUAUGGCCGAAGAGAACGAAUACGACAGCGAGCCUAACGAUGAGGGUGAAAUCGAAAAGCGACCUGGAAAACUCUCUGAUUAUCUCCCAUCCCCAUACAAGAACGAUGAAGCUGCUCGUGCUGCCAACAACGGAGCUUUGCCACCCGAUCUCAGUUUGAUGGUCAAGGCCAGACACGGCGGUGCCAACUAUAUUUUCAGUUUGUUGACUGGUUACCCAGACGAGCCUCCAGCAGGAGCCAAGGUUCCAGAAGGACUUAACUUCAACCCAUAUUUCCCAGGUACCGGUAUUGCUAUGGGUCGUGUUCUCUACAACGAACUUGUUGAGUAUGAAGAUGGUACCCCAGCAUCAGCAUCACAAAUGGCCAAGGAUGUUGUCGAGUUCCUCAACUGGUCAGCCGAGCCUGAGAUGGAUCAACGAAAGAAGAUGGGUAUGAAGGUUUUGGUUAUUGGAUCUAUGCUUUUUGCAUUGAGCAUUUGGGUUAAGCGUUACAAGUGGUCCCCUAUCAAGACAAGAAAGAUCGUGUACAACCCACCUAAAACUGGCAACGGUCCUGCACAUCACUAGAUUCUAAAUUUCUUUUGUUUAAUGGGGGAGCGAAGGGUAGGAAAUAAAUGUGCUACUAGUUUUAUCUUACUGCGCGAAUUGUACAAAGAAGAAGUUUCAAAUGAGGGUGGUAGAUAAAAGCUUCACUUUGGGAGCUAAUGCUCAACAGUGGUAGCAAAAUAGAUGUGUCCCAAUAUCCAUUCGACUGUUCAAAGAUGCUCACGGGAACCCUGCCAUGAUAAAUCUCAAAAUCACCGCUUCUAUAGACUACAAAGCCUCCCAAUACCUAUUAAUCAUACUCUCAUAUAAAUCCAAACUGUGCUAGUAAUUUCAGUGGACCCUUUGCA